CAGGCUGCUGCCGCACAGAGCAGAGCAAGUCAGAGCUGCCGGGCCAGGGAAGCUGCUAGGCUGCAGAUGGGAAGAGAAGAGCUACAAGAUUUAAUUGUUUUUUUUGGUGUUUAUAGCUCUCUGUUUCAUGAAAUAACGCUGCAGGUGUGAGUGGCUAGGCUUUGGAGACUGUGAGCAUCUUCGCAGAGCAUCCUGGGUUUUCUGUUCACCAGCUGGAGAAAAAAAUUCAGCGGCAAAGUGUCUAACGGGGUUCUGAUGCUUCGAAGGCAUCAUGGACAGUCUGAUUACCUACCGUGCAGGAAGACAUGGAAACACUCAGCAAGGGUACGCCAAAGAAACGCAUUUGCCUGGAAACGUCAUGCAAGUGAAGCAGAAGCCCUCCAAGGAGCUGCGGCCCAUGCUCGGGGCCAUCUUGCUGGGCCUCAUCCUGUUCAUUGCUGCGGUGGUGGCCUGGUGCUACUACACGGUGUCCCUGCGGAAGGCGGAGCGGCUCAAGACGGAGCUGAUGGACCUGCGGGCAGACGGCUUCGUCAUCAGGAACCAGCACGGGGAGGUGGUCUUCCGUCUGGCGUUCCGCUCGGGCCGCCUCGACCUGGAGUCGUGCUCCAAGGAGGGUGAGAUCCUGAGCUGCACGCGGUCGGGCCGGGGGCCGCUCAACUUCUUCAUCCAGACGGUGAAGCCCAAGGACACGGUGAUGUGCUACCGCGUGCGCUGGGAGGAGCUGGCGGCCGGCCCGGCGGUGGAGCACACCAUGUUCUGGGAAGAUGCCCACUGGUACGGGGGCUCGGAGAUGAGCACCCAGCACUGGCCCAUCCGCCUGGCCGGCUACCAGGAGCCCGUGCCCUACGUGACCAGCGACGUCUACUCCUUCCGCGACAGCUUCGGUGGCAUCCUUGAGCGCUACUGGCUCUCCUCCAAGGCGGCGGCCAUCAAGAUCAAUGACUCCGUGCCCUUCCACCUGGGCUUCAACGCCACCGAGCGCACCCUCUUCUUCCAGGCCCGCUACAAGGACUCGCCCUACAAGCCACCGCCAGGGCAGCAGCCCUUCCCCGAGCUCAGCUACCGGGUCUGCGUGGGCUCCGACAUCACCUCCAUCCACAAGUACAUGGUGCGCCGGUACUUCAACAAGCCCUCCAAGAUCCCUGCCGAGAACGCCUUCCGAUACCCUAUCUGGUCCACCUGGGCCCUUUACAAGAACGACAUCGACCAGGAUAAACUCUUGCGAUUUGCCGAAAAGAUUAAGAAGUACCAUUUUAACUGUAGCCAUAUUGAAAUUGAUGACAUGUACACACAAGCCUAUGGAGACUUUGACUUUGACCCCAUCAAGUUCCCCAAUGUGACGGAGAUGUUUGCAAAACUGAGGGAAGAUGGGUUUAAGGUCACCCUGUGGAUUCAUCCCUUUAUACACAGAAAUUCUUCCAAUUUUGGGGUAGGAAUCGAGCGUCAGCUUUUCAUCAAGGAGCCGUCGGGGCGGCUGCCAGCCAUGGUGGAGUGGUGGAACGGCAUCGGGGCCAUCCUGGACUUCACCAACCCAGCAGCCCGGGACUGGUUCCAGAGCCACCUGCGCCAGCUCCGACACAAGUACGGCAUCUCAUCCUUCAAGUUUGAUGCGGGUGAGACCAGCUACCUGCCCAAGCAGUUCAGCACCUUCCGCCCGCUCUCGGACCCCAGCAUCUGGUCACGACGCUACACGGAGAUGGCCAUCCCCUUCUACGAGCUGGCCGAGGUGCGGGUGGGCUAUCAGUCACAGAACAUCUCCUGCUUCUUCCGCAUCAUUGACCGUGACUCUGUCUGGGGCUACGAGCUCGGCCUCAAGUCCCUCAUCCCCACAGUGCUCACCAUCAGCAUGCUGGGCUACCCGUUUGUACUGCCAGAUAUGAUUGGAGGAAACUUCCUUCCCAACAAGACAGACGGGGCAGUGGAGAUUCCUGAUCGGGAGCUGUACGUGCGGUGGCUGGAGCUGUCGGCCUUCAUGCCCUCCAUGCAGUUCUCCAUCCCGCCCUGGCUCUACGACAGGGAGGUGGUGGAGAUUGCGCAGAAGUUCACGGAGCUCCACGAGUCACUGGUGGCCCCACUGCUGCUGGAGCUGGCUGGGGAGGUCACCGACACGGGUGACCCCAUCAUCCGUCCCAUCUGGUGGAUCUCACCCCGUGACGAGGCCACUCACAGGAUCGACUCCCAGUUCCUCAUUGGGGACACCCUCAUGGUGGCACCCGUCCUGGAGAUGGGCAAGCAGGAGCGUGAUGUCUACCUGCCAGCGGGCAAGUGGCGCAGCUACAAGGGGGAGUUGUUUGAGAAGACCCCGGUGCUGCUCACGGACUACCCUGUUGACCUGGAUGAAGUUGCCUAUUUCCUCCGGGUUUCCUAAGAUGCUCCCCUGUCAUCUGUGUAAUCAUCUCAGGGGUUAAUGAACCAAUGACUUUAAUGACCUGGAAAUUUUGAUAGUUUUUAAAGUAGGAAUACUUCAGUAUGGAAUUUGAAGAAAACACUGUGAAAUCUGUUUUGUGUGGCAAUGCUGUGUAUUAGCUUAUUAAAAUCUAUUGGCUGGCUGUCUUUGUUAUUGCAGUAUGACAAAUGCAAUGUAUAGAAACACAAUCCCUGCUUGUAAUAUUUUUCCAGCAAGUAAUGUUAUGCACGCUUCUUGUUUAUAAAGGAAAUUACAUUGACUCCUUUCUUACCGAGUUUUACAGCUGA
Molecule: messenger RNA, 2694 nt
Organism: Tyto alba (common barn owl)
Lineage: Eukaryota; Metazoa; Chordata; Aves; Strigiformes; Tytonidae
Product: myogenesis-regulating glycosidase-like
Exons: 1
Coding region: 272-2368 (698 amino acids)
Biological process (GO): carbohydrate metabolic process; skeletal muscle fiber development
Molecular function (GO): hydrolase activity, hydrolyzing O-glycosyl compounds
Source: RefSeq, a predicted model, not a curated record